AAAACCCUAAUCUUUUUUACUCAUUGCUCUGCAUAAGUCCAAUGGCUGCUGCAAUAGCCUCUCCGGCGGCUAUUAUUAACGGUCAAACUUACAAGUCUUCAGUAUCAAUCACCAGGGCCACGUGUCCAUUUCAAGUGUCGUCUUCUAUAAAGCUCUGCUCUUUUCUCGGCAAUUCUCGUCAGACCACCAGUGAAAUGUUGACAAGCUUCAGUGCCCGAGGUUCUCAGUUUCUACCAAGGUUUCUGUGUCCUGUAUCUUGUGAAGUUGAGGGAGAUGCCAAGAAACAAAGGCUAGAAUAUGCCGUUAAAUUGAAAUCGGGUGAAUCAACCAAUAGGCAUGUAUUGGAUAUCCAAAAUUCAGUCUCAUGCGAAUGGAAGAAGACGCUGAGAAUGGAAAGAAAUCCCAAGCGUCUCAACAAUAGUGCAUCACAGAGGAACAAAAUCGAAUAUUACCAGGUCAUCCAAUAUCCUUUGAAAACUGAGUCUACAAUGGGGAAUAUAUUACGUCACAAUACUUUGGUUUUUGUUGUUCAUAAAGACGCUGACAAGAAGAGCAUAAGGGAUGCUGUAAAGAAGCUGUUUAAGAUUGAAAUGAAGAAAAUAAAUACAUCAAUCAUGCCUGAUGGGACAAAGAAAGCAUAUGUUGUGCUGACACCAAACCAUAGUGCAAUAGAUGUGGCAAAAAGAAUCAAAGCCAUUUAAAUAUUGGUUCUCCUUCUUCAUUUGCAUGCCAACCUGACAUUUGUAUAAGGUGCGGGAAUUAGAAACUAGAAGCUUAUGAUUUAUACUUGUAUGCAGGUGAUCUUAUGCUGCAAUGGUCUCUAGUUUUUAUAGGUAUAAUCUUCUAGUUUCAACUUAAUUUUGACCGCUUCCAGGAAGUAAGAGUGCUCAAUCAUUGCGGUUUGGCUAAACGUUCCUGUAUGCAUAUACGUCUUGGUUCAACGACUUCAACCUUUCCCCCAAAAUUUUGGGAAAACUAAUAAUCUGUGGGAAAUCAUAAGCUUUCAAGCUUACAUCCAAAUACUUGAUAACAGUAGGAUCAGCUUAUAACAGUUCCCCUAUUUCUGUUUUCUCCUGUAGGUUUGUCAAGCUGAUGACAUGGGAGCCAUUUGACUCUUCUACAAAAAGAUGUAUAAAAAACAGGAUUAGUUGAGUAACGCAGAGAUUAGUUGAGUAAGCUUACAUUCUUUUUUAAAUGUGACUCUUCAUUGUAAUUGGACUGAUGUUUUUUGGAUUCAUUGCAAAUGCAAUAAUGCAGAGAUUAGUUGGGGAAA
Messenger RNA from Lycium ferocissimum, 1273 nucleotides. RefSeq names its product large ribosomal subunit protein uL23-like. The coding region runs from base 42 to 701 and encodes 219 amino acids. Gene Ontology annotation, cellular component: ribosome; cytosolic large ribosomal subunit. Gene Ontology annotation, molecular function: structural constituent of ribosome. The record is from RefSeq and is a predicted model, not a curated record. The transcript has 2 exons. Gene Ontology annotation, biological process: ribosomal large subunit assembly; translation. Lineage: Eukaryota; Viridiplantae; Streptophyta; Magnoliopsida; Solanales; Solanaceae.